AUGCCAGAGUAUACGCUACUGGCUGAUAAUAUAAGGGAAAAUAUUGUCCAUUUCGAUCCGAAUGAUUUAUUCGAUAACUUGCAUACCAUUGUCCAUGAAGAUGACAGCCAAGAGAACGAGGAGGCGGAGCAUUUCAAUUAUGACCAGGUUUUGGAUAAAUCUCUAUUGUCAAGAAGUUCUAUUGUCGGUCUCGGUUUAGGAUUAAUGAGUCCAGUACUAGGUAUGUGCACUAGUAUGGCCAUUGGGCUAAUUAAUGGCGGUCCGUUGACUAUAAUGCUAGGUUUCUUAAUCAGCGGAGUGUGUAUAUGGUUUUCAUCGCUUUCUCUUGGUGAGAUUGUUUCAAAAUUUCCAAUGGAACUGCAUGUCGGUAGUGCCAUGUUGGCCCCAGAGAAGCUGAAAUUAGUAUGUUCAUGGUACACUGGUUGGUUAAUGCUCAUAGGGAAUUGGACUAUGAGCACCAGUAUUACUUUUGCAGGUGCACAACUAACCAUUUCUUUGAUUUUGAUGACAAACUCUGACCUAAUAUCUGAAGCACAUUUGAUUUUUUACACGGUCAUUGUAUUCUACUUAGUAGUGACUGUUGUAGGCCUCGUGAAUUUGAAAUUUGCAAGAUUCAUUGAAACAAUAAACAAGGUUUGUGUUUAUUGGAUCAUAUAUGCCAUUAUAUUUAUUGAUAUUCUUCUACUAGUAUUCCACAAAGGUAAGUUUAGAUCUUUGAAAUACGCACUAUUUCACUUUGAUAAUAAUCUGUCAGGGUACAAAAGCGCAUUUCUUUCCUUCAUCAUUGGGUUCCAACAAUCUAAUUUCACGUUGCAAGGUUUCAGUAUGUUACCUGCUUUAGCUGAUGAAGUCAAAGUCCCUGAAAGGGACAUUCCACGUGGUAUGUCGAAUGCGGUAUUGUUGUCUGCGUUUUCGGGGGUCAUUUUUCUUAUACCAAUAAUGCUGAUCCUUCCUGAUAAUGAUCUGCUCUUUACAAACCAUAAAGUUUUGCCAAUAGUGAACAUUUUCACAAAGUCAACUGAUUCAUUGGUCCUGUCUUUUUUUUUAGUGCUCUUAAUUUUAGGGAACCUAUUAUUUUCUGGAAUUGGCUCAAUUACUACGUCUUCUCGUGCUGUUUAUAGUUUUAGUCGUGACCAGGCUAUACCAUACUACGAUAAAUGGACGUAUGUCGAGCCAAAUUCUCAGUCAAAAGUUCCCAAAAAUUCUGUUGUGUUGAGUAUGGUAAUAUCAUACUUCCUGGGACUAUUAGCAUUAAUUUCGACAGCUGCAUUUAAUGCUUUUAUAGGUGCCGCUGUACUAUGUCUUUGUUCCGCAACUUUUAUUCCCUUAGUCUUGGUGUUGUUUACAAGAAGAAGAGCCAUUCAAAGUGCGCCAGUAAAAAUUAGGUAUAAGUUUGGUUGGUUCAUCAACAUCGUUUCUAUUGCGUGGUUAUUAUUAUCUAUGGUUUCUGUUUGCCUACCGACGCAAAUGCCUGUAACUUUCAAAACAAUGAAUUAUGCUUUAAUGGUCUACAUAUUCUGUAUUUUGGUUAUUACUGGUCUUUAUUUCAGAUGGGGCAAGUAUAAUUUUAGAUUGCCUUUGGCAGAUGACAUUAAGGCACCAAUUCCCAGCGAUCCGGAAGAAACUGUUUUUGAACUAGAAGAUAGUAAUGUUGAGCAUACUCUGAACUCUGGAGCUACAGUGAAAGAACCUGCAGGAGAAAACUCAGAAGAAAGCUUCAUGAAGAUACAUCCUAGGGAUAGUUCUGAAAAUCCCUUUGAAGAAAAUGAAGAAAAUGUGAUAACCGAUUAUAGUGAUGAGCAUUAUACAGGAGAACAAGGAUUUGAUCUUGCUGAUGAUCGUAGAUACGAUAUAUGA
This is a messenger RNA of Saccharomyces paradoxus, 1857 nucleotides long. RefSeq names its product Tpo5p (gene TPO5). The record is from RefSeq and is a predicted model, not a curated record. Gene Ontology annotation, biological process: transmembrane transport; amino acid transport. The coding region runs from base 1 to 1857 and encodes 618 amino acids. NCBI's taxonomy places the organism in Eukaryota, Fungi, Ascomycota, Saccharomycetes, Saccharomycetales, Saccharomycetaceae. The transcript has a single exon. Gene Ontology annotation, cellular component: membrane.